AGUAAUGCCCCAACCCUUUGUUAAGGGAGUACCUUUGAAUCUCUCCAUGGCAGAUGGUGGUUUCCAAUCCCAUCAAGCAUGUGUAUGUCUGUGUAUGUGUGUGUGAGGGAGACCACCACAAAACUGGAUCUUGGAAAGGAGAAGCACUUCAGCUUCACCCACCAGUGCUUGAGAUAAAGAAACGCUCCUCCGCAGGAACAAUGUCAGAGAGGAGGAAGAGCGGCUGGAACUGGGCGAGACAAUCGCAGCUGCCCAAUGAAGACAGAGGUUGGAGGGGGAGGACCGAGACACCAACAUUUGCUGCCCUCGUUGGAGCUUCAUUCCCACGUUGGUGCCUUACGAGGAGGUCCGGCUCGGCGCUGGACAGUUCCCACGGGUGAACCUCUUUUUCGGCACCGUCAUCCUGGACAGCUCCUCUGGGCGACCCUCCCAUUCAGCACCCGUUCCUUGGACACCUCGGGGUGACACUCCCGUUCAGAACCGGCAUCCUGGACAGCUCCGCGGGGUGACCCUCCCGUUCAGCACCGGAACUCUGGACAGCUCCGCGAGCCUCCCAUUUAGCACCGGUCCUGUGGACUGCUCCUCGGGGUGACCCUCCUGUUCAGCACUGGGGUCCUGGACAGCUCCUCGGGAAUUCCCUUUCAGCACCGCUCCUCUGGACAGCUCCGCGGGAUUCCCCAUUCAGUACCGCUCUUGUUGACAGCUCCGUGGGGUGACCCUCCCGUUCAGCUCCGGGGUCUUGGACAGCUCCGCGGGGCUCCCAUUCAGCACCGACUCCUGGACAGCUCCCGCCGGCCUGCGCGCUCCUCCGCCCGCCCCCGCGCGCCUCCCGCCGCUCGCCUUUCUGGCGCGGGGAAAAGGAGCGCGGUGCAGUCGCCUCCCUGGGAGGAAAGCAGGCAGGCUAGCGAGGAAAAGCCUCCGCUCGGCUCCCUACUCGUGAGGAGCCAUGGGUCUGCCGAUGCACGGGACCCGGCCAUCCAGCCCGGCCGUCCGGGGGCUCCUUCUCUUUCUCUGCGUCCUGGUCGGCUGCGCGGCCGAGCAAGAAGUGGAGAACCUGUCGGGUCUCUCGCCCAACCCGGAGAAGGUGAUCUUCGCGGUGCGUGAGAACGAGACGACCUGUCUGAUGGCGGAAUUCGCCGCCAGGUUCAUCGUCCCCUACGACGUUUGGGCGAGCAAUUUUGUGGAUAUGAUCACCGAGCAGGCCUCCAUCCCGCUCUCCCGGGGGGCGGAGGAGCAGGGCAAAUGCGGCCCCCACGAGUCCGAAAUCGAGAUCUUCUGGGCCAAGCGGGCCUACAGCCUUCGGCUGUCCUUUCUCAAGGAGGGCCGCAACACCAGCCGAGGCCCGGAGGCUUGGUGGAAGCUGAGCCGAGUCCAGUUCGUCUAUGACAGCUCGGAGCCCACCUACUUCAAAGACGCCGUCAACCCUGGAAAGCACACCGCCACCACCCAUCGCAUUUCAGCCUUGGUCACCCCUGCUGGGAAGUCCUACGAAUGCCAGGCUCAACAGACAAUCACCAUGACAUCCAGCGACCAUCAAAAAUCGGUAGUGCUCUUGCUCUCCGAGGUCCGCCUUCAGCCCUUUGACAUCAGCUCUGAUUUCGAAUACGGCGAAGAACAUAAGUGUCCUGUGGACCAAAGGGAACAAUUAGAAGAGACUCUUCCUCUUGUUCUGGGCUUGAUUUUGGGACUGAUCAUUGUGAUCAUUCUCGGGGUCUACCACCUCCAUCUCAAAAUGACCGCUAGCACUCAAGUUCAAAUCCCACGAGACAGAUCUGAGUACAAGCACAUGGGAUAGCCAAGACGGGACCCGUCAGGGAGAUGCAGAAAAUACACUUCUUUUUUUUUGCUAUAGAUCAGGGGCCCACACAAGGAAACAAUCGAUUGUUUGAUGACCAAAUGGGGAGGGCGUGGGGGAAGAAGCCAUUUCUCAGCAGUUUAAUGUUCAGGGCAGAGGGUGACAUUUUCAUCUCUGGAGAAUCAUCAGUGCACAGGGGACCUUUUCCUACAUUUGUCAGCCUCCCCCCCAUUCUCCCUUCUCCCUUCCCAGAGGAGGGGGGGAUGGCGUCAGGGGCAAUGCCUGCUCUGGGCCCCCUCCACCCCCAUGCCCCACUUACAUUAGCCAGCGGGAGCCUGCCAAGGGGGGCACAGUGGCGGCCCAGCCGGGCUGCUCCUUCGGCCAGCAG
Sphaerodactylus townsendi is the source of this 2183-nucleotide messenger RNA. RefSeq names its product lysosomal associated membrane protein family member 5 (gene LAMP5). Lineage: Eukaryota; Metazoa; Chordata; Lepidosauria; Squamata; Sphaerodactylidae. The coding region runs from base 947 to 1795 and encodes 282 amino acids. Gene Ontology annotation, cellular component: membrane. The record is from RefSeq and is a predicted model, not a curated record. The transcript has 6 exons.